This is a messenger RNA of Thlaspi arvense, 2988 nucleotides long. NCBI's taxonomy places the organism in Eukaryota, Viridiplantae, Streptophyta, Magnoliopsida, Brassicales, Brassicaceae. The record is from the annotation of a GenBank genome assembly.
AUGAGCAAAUGGAGAUUGAUUGCACACUUGCAAUUCUCCUCUCCCAGAUAUUCACCACCAGUACCUUACUAUUCUCACCCUUUCAAGCUCUCCCGCCAAAUUUUCCUCUUCAGCUUCAAUAGACUCCUCACUUCUUCUUCCCCUGACAACCUCGAGGGUCUUGUGGAUCCGGAUCUUAAUCUCCCCGGAUAUGAGUUCUCUUUGCCGGAAAAGUCACAGGUUGAAUCCGCUUUGGCAGAGGAAUUUGCUCCCCUCCGCAAUUCGUUGCUGGACUCUGCUGCUGAAAGUAGCUCUUCAAAUGGCAAAUUUGGAUCUGGUAAGUACUUAAACGACGCUUUAUUGAUUUCCAAUGCGAUUAUGAAGAAUAAUGAUAAUUUUGGGGAUGAAACCCAAAAAUUUCUUAGGCAGUUUAGGCGGAAACUCGAUGAGUCUUUGGUAGUUGAUGUGUUGAAACUUGUACAGAAUGCUGAACUAGGUAUGAAGUUUUUUAUGUGGGCUGGUCGACAAGUAGGUUAUAGGCACACUAUUCCUGUUUAUGAUACGUUGUUAAAUAUAAUAGCCUGUGCUUAUAAUGACCAAGUGCCGGAACAUUUUCUUCGAGAAAUUAAGGAUGAUGACAGGGAGGUACUAGGGAAAUUGCUUAAUGUAUUGAUUCGGAAAUGCUGCCGAAAUGGGUUGUGGAAUGUAGCCCUGGAAGAGCUAGGGAGGCUCAAGGAUCUUGGAUACAAGGCCUCACAAACUACUUAUAAUGCUUUAAUCCUUGUGUUUCUGAAAGCAGGUAAAUUGGAUACAGCAUUUUUGGUUUAUAGGGAGAUGACAGAUUCAUCAUUUCGCAUGGACAGUCAGACUUUGGGUUUCUUUGUGUAUUCUCUUUGCAGAGUGGGUAGGUGGAGAGAAGCACUAGAUUUGAUUGAAAAGGAAGAGUUCAUCCCUGAUACAGUAACUUACACAAGGAUGAUAUCUGGAUUGUGUGAAGCUUCACUUUUUGAAGUAGCUAUGGAUAUGCUAAAUAGGAUGAGGGCUAAUGCCUGCGUUCCUAAUGUUUUAACAUACAGGAUUCUGCUUUGUGGUUGUCUGAAUAAAAGACAGCUGGGUAGGUGUAAGAGAAUUCUUAGUAUGAUGAUGAUUGAAGGUUGUUACCCGAGUCCCAGAAUAUUCAAUUCUCUUGUUCAUGCAUAUUGCAGAGCAGGAGAUUAUUCAUAUGCCUUUAAAUUGCUUAAAAAAAUGGCAAAUUGUGGUUGCAAACCAGGUUAUGUGGUUUACAAUAUUUUAAUUGGUGGUAUUUGUGGCAAUGAGGACUUGCCAAGGAAGGAUAUUCUUGAACUAGCCGAAAAAGCUUAUGAUGAAAUGCUUGAUGCAGGGAUUAUACUAAAUAAAAUCAAUACCAGCAAUUUUGCAAGUUGCCUUUGUAGGGCUGGUAAAUACGAGAAGGCAUUCAAUAUUAUUCGUCAAAUGAUGAAUAAGGGAUUUGUACCAGACUGUAAUACAUACUCUAAAGUUAUUGGUUUUUUGUGUAAUGCUUCAAAAGUUGAAAAAGCUGUUUUGUUAUUUGAAGAAAUGAAAUGGAAUGGCAUUGUUCCAGAUGUCUAUACAUACACAAUUUUGAUUGAUAGUUUUUGUAAAGCUGGCCUUAUUCAGCAGGCACACAGCUGGUUUGAUGAAAUGAGACAAAAUGGUUGUACUCCUAAUGUUGUGACUUAUACUUCUCUAAUACAUGCUUAUCUUAAAGCAAGGAAGGUAUCUGUUGCAAAUGAGAUAUUUGAGAUGAUGUUAUCGGAAGGUUGCUCUCCAAAUAUUGUCACAUACACUUCACUGAUAGAUGGUCACUGUAAAGGUGGAGAUAUUGAAAAAGCUUGCCAGAUUUAUGCAAGAAUGAGGGGUGAUAGGGAAAUCUCAGAUGUAGAUAUGUAUUUUAGGAUCGAUGGCAGCCCUCAAGAACCAAAUGUUGUUACAUAUGGAGCUUUGGUAGAUGGUUUGUGCAAAGCACACAAGGUUGAAGAGGCUCGUGACUUAUUGGCUGCAAUGUCAACAGAAGGUUGUGAGCCAAAUCACAUAGUAUAUGAUGCUCUUAUUGAUGGAUUUUGCAAGGUUGGGAAGCUAGACCUAGCACAAGAGGUUUUUGCAAAGAUGUCAGAACGUGGCUACAAUCCAAAUAUUUAUACCUACAGCUCUUUAAUUGAUAGAUUGUUCAAGGACAAGCGGCUGGACCUUGUUAUUACAGUUUUAUCUAAAAUGCUAGAGAAUUCUUGCCCUCCCAAUGUUAUAAUCUACACAGAGAUGAUUGACGGACUUUGUAAAAAUGGAAAGGUUGAUGAAGCCCAUAAGCUUAUGCUAAUGAUGGAAGAAAAAGGUUGUCACCCUAAUGUUGUGACAUAUACUGCUAUGAUAGAUGGCUUUGGAAAAGCAGGUAAAGUUGAAAAGUGCCUUGAACUCUUCAGACAGAUGAGUGGCAGGGGUUGUGCCCCAAAUUAUGUCACUUACAGUGUUUUGAUAAAGCAUUGCUGCACUGCCAACCUUUUGGAUGAGGCUUGCCAACUCCUGGAGGAGAUGAAGCAGACAUAUUGGCCUAUUAAUAUUGCAGGAUAUCGUAAAGUUAUUGAAGGGUUCAGCAAAGACUUCAUCAACAAUCUUGGCCUUCUAGAUGAGAUAAGUGCACACGAUUCUCUGCCAGUCAGUCCAGUUUACAGAAUUCUGAUUGGCAGCUUUUGCAAAGCUGGAAGGCUGGAAAUUGCUCUUGAGCUGCAUAAAGAAAUUUCUUCAUCUGCACUGUUUUCAUCUGCUGAUAGUAAUAUGUGUACUUCGUUGAUUGAGAGCCUCUCUCUUUCUGGCAAGGUUGAUAAGGCCUUUGAAUUAUAUGGAGACAUGAUAAGGAGGGGUGGGAAACAUGAUUUAAGUAUCUUCUCUCUGCUCAUUAAAGGACUUAUUAAGGUGGACAGGUGGGAGGAAGCACUUCAACUUUCGGAUAGCCUAUGCAACAUGGUGCGUUGA